Carica papaya (papaya) is the source of this 2537-nucleotide messenger RNA. The record is from RefSeq and is a predicted model, not a curated record. NCBI's taxonomy places the organism in Eukaryota, Viridiplantae, Streptophyta, Magnoliopsida, Brassicales, Caricaceae.
CCGGGUGUAGCCAGUCUUUAAAGAUCUUCACCGGCAAAUGCCGGUUGCCCCCAAAUGAACUGGUUAGAAAUUGACCGCGGUUGAAAUGAUUGCACCAGUUUUGACCACUCUGGUUAAGCCUCGUCUCCUCAGACCGAGAUAGAGAGAGAAUCAGAGAAUCAGAAAGGUGGAAGAGAGAGGAGAGAGAGAGAGCGCGGGGCUGUAUUUUGUGUACGAGCUCUGGCACCUGCAAUUGAUUGCUGAGGGGAGAAACAGAGAUAAGAGCCCGAGGUGGCUUUGCAGAGGAGAGAUAGAAAGCGACUAGAGAGGGAAAGUGGAGAGAGAGAGAGAGAGAGAGAGAGAGGGAAGGGAGCUGAUAGAUACUUCAAUCGAGGAACUGGUGUAAUUCAGAGGCAAUUAUAGAUUCUUUUGCGGUCUAGAUUUUGAUCGAGGUUUGAUCAAGGAGGUUGAACGAAGUUGUUGAAUAAAAAGAAGAAUUUGUUGUGGGUUUACUUAGUUUCCACGAAUAGAGCUACGGCCUUGUUUUGUUGCAAGGUAGAUUCUUAGAAGAUAGUUUCAGUAAGGUGUUGAAUUUGGGGGUUUUUUUAGUGCUCUGAGGGUGCUUAGAUACUUUGAAGGUGUAUCGAGAGUUCCAGAUGAGAGAUCUGAGUUGAUAUAUUAAAGAAAUGGGUUCUUCAGAGGUGUCAAUAAAGGAAAAUUCCGUUCACGGGAGAGGAGAGAGCUUUUCUUCGGGUUACAGUGAGCCUAACCAUGGUAGGAACACUAUGGAGGGGCAGAACGGUCAUUCUACGACUUCCAAUGCUUCUAGAGUGGACCCAGAAGCGGCGCUUUACACGGAGCUAUGGCAUGCUUGUGCCGGUCCUCUGGUUACUGUCCCUCGAGAAAGAGAGCGUGUCUUUUACUUCCCUCAGGGACACAUCGAGCAGGUCGAGGCGUCUACCAAUCAGGUUGCAGACCAAAAGAUGCCAGUCUAUAAUCUUCCUUCGAAGAUCCUUUGUCGUGUGAUUAAUGUCCAAUUGAAGGCUGAACCGGAUACUGAUGAGGUGUUUGCGCAAGUUACUCUACUUCCAGAGCCGAACCAAGAUGAGAAUGCGGUGGAUAAGGAGCCAUCCCCACCUCAGCCGCCGCGGUUUCAUGUACAUUCGUUUUGUAAGACGCUGACUGCUUCCGACACAAGUACUCACGGUGGAUUUUCUGUUCUUAGGCGACAUGCCGAUGAGUGUCUGCCGCCUCUGGAUAUGUCACGGCAGCCUCCCACCCAGGAGCUGGCGGCAAAGGAUUUACAUGGAAAUGUGUGGCACUUCAGGCAUAUUUUCCGAGGUCAGCCGCGCAGGCACUUGCUUCAGAGCGGUUGGAGUGUGUUCGUUAGCUCCAAGAGGCUUGUUGCAGGAGAUGCAUUUAUAUUCUUAAGGGGUGAGAAUGGGGAACUUCGUGUUGGUGUAAGGCGUGCAAUGAGACAGCAAGGCAAUGUUCCGUCCUCCGUAAUAUCUAGUCAUAGUAUGCAUCUUGGCGUUCUUGCUACGGCAUGGCAUGCAAUCUCGACGGGAACUAUGUUCACGGUUUACUAUAAGCCUAGAACUAGUCCUGCCGAGUUUAUUGUUCCAUAUGAUCAAUAUAUGGAGUCCGUUAAGAACAGCUAUGCAAUCGGGAUGAGAUUCAAAAUGAGAUUUGAAGGUGAAGAAGCUCCAGAACAGAGGUUUACUGGCACUAUUGUUGGAAUUGAAGAUGCUGACCCCCAAAGAUGGCGAGAAUCCAAAUGGAGAUGCCUUAAGGUAAGGUGGGAUGAAACAUCAACUAUACCUCGACCAGAAAGAGUUUCCCCUUGGAAAAUAGAGCCUGCCCUGGCUCCUCCGGCAUUGAAUCCCCUUCCCAUGCCCAGGUCCAAAAGGCCUAGACCAAACAUGCUGCCUUCAUCACCUGACUCAUCUGUGCUCACUCGGGAAGGUUCAUCUAAGGUAACUGUAGACCCUUCGCCAGCAAGUGGUUAUUCGAGGGUCUUGCAAGGUCAAGAAUUCUCGACCUUGAAGGGCAAUUUUGCAGAGAGUAAUGAAUCUGAUACUGCUGAGAAGUCUGUUGUAUGGCAACCUUCAAUAGAUGAUGACAAGGUUGACGUAGUUUCUGCUUCAAGACGAUAUGGUUCAGAGAGUUGGAUGCCUACAGGAAGGCAUGAACCAACUUAUACAGAUUUACUAUCUGGAUUUGGAGCCAAUGCUGACCUCACCCACGGUCACUGCUCAUCAUUCGCUGAUCAAGCUGUGGCAACUAUGAAUCCAAUUAAGAAACAUUUACUUGAUCAGGAGGGAAAGUUUAACUUGCUUCCAAGUCCGUGGUCCCUAAUGUCUUCUGGUCUCUCUCUUAAGUUGGCUGAAUCAAGUUCUAAUGUUCCCAAGCAAGGUGUUGAUGCAUCUUACCCAUCACGAGGAAACAUUAGACAUGGAGGAUAUGGUGAAUAUCCCAUGCUUCAUGGUCACAGAGUGGAGCAUUCCCAUGGAAGCUGGAUGAUGCCACCUCCACCACCGUCUCGUUUUGAGAACAUA